AUGUGUAGAAGCUUUUUGUGGAAAAAGAAAGAUGGGAAUGCAGGUAUUCAUUAUGCCUCAUGGGAUAGGCUUUGCAAGACCAAGGAGGAAGGAGGUAGAGGCUUAUUCUCAGCUGUGUCAAGAAUAGGUCCUCUACGGGCCAAGCUGGCAUGGAAUUUCUGUAUGAAGCCAUCAACUUUGCUGAACCAAAUUUUAAGAGCUAAGUAUGGAGAAGAUGUCUGGAUUACUCCAAUGAAAAGAGAUUUGUCACCAACGUGGAAGAUCAUCACCAUGGGAGCUCAUUAUCUUAGAAACAUUAUUAGGUGGGAUGUUUAUAAUGGAAAUUCGAUCAAUUGGAUGUUUGAUAGAAAGUCAAGUGCUGCUUUGGCAUUUCAAGCAAUGUAUGAUAAAAAUGGAGGUAGUGCUAUAUGGAAUUGGAUGAAAAAAUUAAAAUUAAUACCGAAGGUUGAGCUUUUUUGGUGGAGGCUGUAUAAUGAUGCCAUUCAUUCUAAUGAUUUUCUAGUUAGAAGGAAAGUGAGUAACUUCUCAGGUUGCCCGAGGGGAUGUAAAGAAGAUGAGAACGAUUGGCAUAUUACAGGAAAUUGCGUGAAGCUACAUGAAGUGAUUUCAAUGCUCAAUAGCUGGGGCUUCAAAAUUCUUAUUUUUUACAAUCUACAUGAAUGUUUGGAAGUUUUAAAGAAGCUUGUAGGAAAGAAUUCUCUCACUGCUAAUAUGUAUUGUACUACUACUUGGCUUGUGUGGAAAAGCAGAUGUAAAUUGAUUCAUGAUGGCAUUGAAGACUCAAUCAAUUCUUUGGUAGCAAAUGUGGUCUCUACAGCUACAGUCAGCAAUUUUAUUAAUCAUAUACUAGAAAAAUUGGAUACUAACCAGCGAAAGCUGUCUUGCUCUUGGUAUCCUCCCCCACCCGGGAGGAUUAAAUUAAAUGUAGAUGCUUCUAUUUUAUCAAAUAAUGUUGCUGUAUUUGGUGGUGUUGUAAGAGAUGAGAAAGGAAGAUUUCUUAUAGCUUUCGGUGUAAAUAUUAUGCAUUGGGACAUUGCUCAAAUUGAAUUGUUGGCGGUUCUCUAUUUGAAGAAUAUCAUCCGUGACUGGAUGUUUGAAGCUCAAGGAAUCAUAAUUGAAGGAGAUAACUAUAAUAUUAUAGAACUUCUUCAAUCAGCUUUGAAGACUUGGAAGGGUUUAAUCUGCAUAACCAGUCAACCGUUAAACUUUCCUCGCCAAUCUGACGACGUCGAGUGGAAAGAGCAUGGCUGA
Molecule: messenger RNA, 1251 nt
Organism: Dendrobium catenatum
Lineage: Eukaryota; Viridiplantae; Streptophyta; Magnoliopsida; Asparagales; Orchidaceae
Exons: 3
Coding region: 1-1251 (416 amino acids)
Source: RefSeq, a predicted model, not a curated record